Molecule: messenger RNA, 1419 nt
Organism: Metarhizium brunneum ARSEF 3297
Lineage: Eukaryota; Fungi; Ascomycota; Sordariomycetes; Hypocreales; Clavicipitaceae
Source: RefSeq, a predicted model, not a curated record
AUGGACAUUCUUGCACACAGUGGAGGAUCUCAAGACGGAGGCAGCAAAGAAAGUGACCCCAGCAAGGAUGCGGAGGCUCCCUUCAACACUGCUACGCCUGUCACAACCCAAACAUCCGCAAGUCAAAGCCCGUCAACGAGUUUGGAGGCUGGAGGAGCCCGCGGCACCGACCCGGAGAUUUUGUUCACAGGCUUCCUCUUGCAGCGGCCUGUCUCGUUGCGCACUUUGACCUCUCUUGAUGGCAAUACCGAGAACUUCUCCUUCUCAUGGACCAUGAACAACAACAGCGGCAAUAAUGUCGACAUCAACUGGAUCGCAUGGGUUGCUAGACCUACCAUGAUCUCAAGCGAAGCUGACCAAGUUAUCGUCGAUAACAUUAUAAUCAACCCCAACAUGUCUGCAGUGAACCGCGAACGCAAUUUCUUAUCCGACGACUCUAAUGGCCAGAAGGGAGUCACCAUUAAUUAUAGGCGUUGGUUAGAUUCAUUACAAAAUGGCAAAGACACAGACCAAAGACCGGAAGGCGCCGCAUUGCCAGCGGGCAAACGCCUAGCUUCUGACACCGAUUUCAUGAGGCUCCAGAUAUCGUGGACUAAACGCAGCACCCGGGAGAGCAAGAUAUCAAACACUGGCGUUUUCUUUAUUAAAAACCCAGCUGGGCUCGAAUCGGAGCCUAUUCGGCAUGAUAAUGUGACCGGGUAUGAGGAGACGGCGGGAACAAACGGAGGCGUGGCUACGAGCAUGACGCACAUCAGUAGCUUACCCACUUCCACCGACGCUCCAGACAAAAACGGCGGAGCAAAACCUACCGAGGAUACAAAUAGCAGGGGGCUAUCGACCGGAGCUAUUGCGGGCACAGUCAUCGGUAGUGCCAUAGCCGUGGUUCUUGUUGCCGGCCUCACAUGGUUCUUCCUGCGCCGGCGCCGUAACCGUAACGGGCCUUCAUUCGAUCCCCAGUACAAGACAGCUCCAUUCAUGGAGAACAAGGUUCUAUCUGCAACACAAGUUGUGGACUCUCAUCGGUCUGGGCUUUCCGAAGAUAGCGGACCUCAGGAUUAUACCACACACAACACCAACACCAGCCCGGUGGGCAUUGCGUAUGGUGGGCAAGACCAGCCAUCGCAUGACUACACCGGCAGUUUCACCAACCUGCACGAUACAGGUAUAUCCAACGGCCCUUUAAACUAUCCAGGCCACAAUCCUGACCCUACCGCAAUCGCUGCCACCCGCGGCGUGCGGGAACACCAACACGGCGCGGAUACAGACUCGGGCAGAGAGGACUCGACAUAUCCUCACAUCACGCUACCCAUACCCUCCCGAAUUCGUCACCUCGUGGAAUCACAUCACACAGACAACGAUGUCCGCCGCCUCCUUGCCGAAGAAGAUCAUCUUGAUGAAGAGAUUGCCCGUGGGUCCUAG